This is a messenger RNA of Penicillium egyptiacum, 1263 nucleotides long. The record is from the annotation of a GenBank genome assembly. NCBI's taxonomy places the organism in Eukaryota, Fungi, Ascomycota, Eurotiomycetes, Eurotiales, Aspergillaceae.
AUGUCUACCCAAGGCUCGCGCAGUAUCCUUUUCACGCACACCCGCCCCCAGGAAGGGUUCCGGUUACUGGAACUAACCCCAGAGCUGGAAGAACUACUGACAUCGAAAGAUGCACCUCUACUAGAACUCAAGUCGCCCUCUACAGCCCUCGCACAAGCAGUAAUCGACCCCACUACCCACGACUACGUCAACCUAUGCACACCAAUACAAACCUACCGUAUCCGCCAAGUACAAUCUUCAAACUCCCUACACAUCCUCCGCCCGAGCCGCGGCGAGAUCUCCCAAGCAGACAUCAAAGUCGUUGAAGAAGAACCCGGCGAAAGCGGUGCAUUGAACCUCCCAGAUGAAGCCGUAACCGCCCUUGCAAAGUGUUCGUCGACGCUGGAAUUGCACGUUCCGCCGGGAGGUUUCUCAGCUAUUCCGUUCCUGGAGAAGAGUUUGCGGCUGUAUGAUCGACGCAGCGAUGAUGACGGGGACAUAGCGAUGGGCAGUUCCGCUGACUCCACGGCCCCGCUGGGAUCCAAGGAGAUGCGCAUGGCCAGGGAGAAUGUGUGUCAGGAUAUCCCUGUGUCAAUGGCCCAGUGCGAGCAGGGCUGGAGGGAGCUCUGUGCGUUUGUGGAUGGGGCUGAGGGGGUGGCGUGUUGGCGGCCCUCCGCGCGGUCUCGAUUGGCUGUUUGGAAGCGGUUAGUCGAGGGUGCUGUUUUGCAGGGCAUCAAUCUUGAGAAGCAGUUCCUUGUUGGGGACUUGUGGAAGUCUGUUUUGGAUGAUGAUGAGGAGAUGGAGCCGCCGUUCCCGCGUGCGUUGCUGGAGGCUGUUGUGAGGCGUAUCUGCAUCGCGGAUGAGCGGCCGCCUUUGGCGGAUGAUAUUAAAUGUGAGUCUAGAAUGGACGGUGGAAGGUGGUUACAGGUAUCGGGCUUGCUAACGAUUUCGUGCUGUUCUCUAGGGGCGAGCUUUGAUAAGGUUGAAUGUACACAAUGGGUUGGCGAGACAUACUUGGCUGCCACUGCUCCGACUACAUCGUCUGCUAUUGGAAGAAGUGAAUUCCUUCGCGCGUGGAAGGAAUCUCUGCCUGAGACAUGGAGAGGAGAGGCAGCGCUGACAACAUUACCGAAUGGCUGCUACAACAGCCCUGACCCUACGACUAUCUGCUUUGUUGAACCCUCGCAACGGCAGCCAACAAAAAAAGACGCCUCUGCACCAAUCACAGCCGCGAAGGCUAAGAAUACCAGAAAUUGGCACGAACUGCUCAAAGGUCACCGUUGA